AUGUCCGAGAAAAGACUCCUUCUCGAGCUUAAACAAUUAAUUAGAAGUCCUCCAAACACACAAAACCCCCAAAUUCUAAGUCUAGAACCGGUGGAUGCAGAAAAAUCGCUCAUGGAAUGGAGCGCAGUAAUAAUCAAACCCACCAAAACAGACUCGCCAUUCUAUUACAAUGGUCAAUGGAAACUAGAUAUCAAGACCGAUUCCAGUUAUCCAAUUAAACCGCCCACAAUUGCCUUUUCGAGAACAACCCCAAUAAAUCACCCGAACAUAAACAUUUCCACGGGCGAAAUUUGUCUUGAUAUACUCAGUAGUGGCUGGUCGCCAGCUUGGAAUCUCCAGAGCUUGGUCGGUGCAAUUCUUAUGCUCCUAGAUGAGCCCGAACCAGACUCGCCAUUGAAUGUGGACCUGGCAAACUUGUUUCGUCAUGAUCGUGUAGCUUUUGAGUCGAUGGUGCAGUUUACCAUGUGGAAGAAUCUGACGUUGUAUGAGGGAGAGAGAGAGUCUACAGGUGUCAAAUCGUACCUGAUAAUGGCAUAUGACUGUAGCAACGAAGAAGAGGAUGACGAAGAAGAAGAAACGGAGCCAAAAGAGGCGCUGAGUGAACUUGGUAUAGAGGAUGAUCUGUUGGAAUAUACUCCCGUAAGUCAAACGAUGGGUACUUCUGAAGUUGUGCCUCUGAUCACUGCCGCUAGUAUGAUUGGAGAAUCUUUAGUCAUGGUGGAUACACCUGCUCUUGAUUCCAAGGCGAGUAAUCGCAAUACCCACCCCUCUGCUGUAGUCUCCGCCUUGGCUGAGACAUCUACUUCGAAAUCUACCACUCAGGAAGUUGAAGACACGCUUAAUGACGCUUCUACUAUAGUACCUACUCCUACAAGCGCCAAUAUGACUUCUCUGGUUUCAACCGCCCAGACUACUCCAUCUUCUGCCACCAAGAUUGCCCCGCUUUCUGUAACUCCAGCUAUUUCAACCUCCACUGAGGAAGAAAAAUAUAGCACUGCAUCAAAUUCCGCCGCUGUCUCAGCCGACGUCUCCGAAACAUCUUCAUUGUCUUCUAAUUCCGUGUCGGGAACAUUGUCUAAGAAACCUAAACGGCUGGGACUGAAACGAAGAAGCGUUGCUAGAAUCAAAGAGCGGGUCUUGAAUCGAAUUUCUCACCAAGUCGGCGAAAUUCGUCGACACCAAGAUUUUGUCGCCUAG
Molecule: messenger RNA, 1197 nt
Organism: Australozyma saopauloensis
Lineage: Eukaryota; Fungi; Ascomycota; Pichiomycetes; Serinales; Metschnikowiaceae
Exons: 1
Coding region: 1-1197 (398 amino acids)
Source: RefSeq, a predicted model, not a curated record